AUGAUGUCAGAUGGAUUUCCAAAUCCUGUGGAGUGCUUCCGUACACCCUUCCAGACGCAGUUAAUAAAUGUUGAACCUUCUCCUCUUUCCGCUCCUGAUGAGACGCUCAUCAGUGCAAAUAAGCAAGCCUAUGUUAACAACAAUGGUUUUUCUACAAAUUCUGCUGCGCAAGAAGUUGUUUCUUCACAGAAAGCUCUUCUGGAAAAUCAGUUCUCCCGUUUUAAGUUGCAGGAUCUAUAUGUUUUUUCCUUUAUAGCUGUUCAAUCUGUCGUCCGUGCUCCUCCUCCUUCUGAUGCCUUUCCUUUGAACUUGUCCACCUCUUUCACAAUAAAAACUCCUUAUUUAAACCAAGCUCAAGAACAAGACCAGCAGCAGCAGCAGCAGCAGCAGCCAAAGUGUUGUGCUUUCCAAACAGCUGAAAACUCUUUCGCGGUAGAAGUGAGCACAUCCAACUCAUCUCAAGCAGAGCAUACUUUCGGUCCAGGCGCACUUUCUUUAUCUAGUUGGGCACAUUUCAAUCCUGAAUUUCAACAAUAUCAUCCAUCCAUGCCUAACCAACAGCAGAAUUCUCCACUGCCUCAAAAUCAAAAAGUAGCACCUGGUAUUCAUCCUCUCAACUCCUAUGUUUCGCCUCAUGAACUUCCGACCUCUGCGCUCCAUUGCUCAAUAGCGCCUCAUACUAACGUACAGCAUGGUGACUUUCAGAAUUUUUCAACUUCGUCUGCUACUGAGUUAUUGUCUUCUUUUCCAUCCCUGCGUGCGUCUCCUUCAGAAGCUGUUGCAGGCUCAUUACAAUCUCAUUGGUCUUCACAGCCUUGUUCUUCAUCAACGGCAUCACAAUCCCGGCAGCAGUAUUUUUCGUCGUCACAAGAGUCUUCUGCAAACCAAUCGCUUUCAUUAAGUCUCCAAGCAUCUCGACUCGAGAAUAUGUCACCUACUCACUCUUGCCCAUCUUCGCGGUCCCAGAAUCAAGCUUUAGCUCUUUCUGGGCACUCAGCUUAUUCACAGUCCACAAAUUCGGAUCACUUACAAUUGUCCUCACAACCAAGACACUUGAAGACGAUGCAAAGGUCUCGAGCCAUUACUGCACAGCUUGUGAAGGGAAAUGACCGAUUUGGUUAUUUGUCUCAACAACACUCCACCGAUAGAAUGCCUGGUGCAGUUCUUUCCGCUGAAGAAUGGAAUGCACUUAACGGUGCAGUCAGUUUGCUGCACGAUUCUAACUUCCUACCCAGCGAUGGACCAGAAAAGCCACGAUGUCCUAAUUUAUCAACACAGGCAAGUGUAAAUUGCCAUCCAGACUACAUGCGAUGCACUUUGACCACAGUGCCAGUCACGAGCAAGUUGCAGUCCAGGUGUCGUUUGCCUCUGGGACUUCUGGUGCAUCCGUUUCGCGAUGUGAGUGACUUACCCGUCAUUCAGCCUUCGGUGAUUGUGCGUUGUCGAUCCUGUCGCACAUAUAUAAACCCUUUUGUCAAAUUUAUUGACAAUGGACGUCGCUGGCGCUGUCCUGUAUGCUUGCUGUCGAACAUAGUGCCGGACGACUUCUUUUUUGAUCCUGCCACUCAGACAUACGGAGAUCCGUCACGUCGGCCGGAGAUCCGCUCUGCCACUGUAGAGUUUAUCGCGCCUUCGGAGUACAUGUUGCGUCCUCCACAGGCAGCUACCUACGUCUUUUGUCUGGAGGUCUCACGAGCCGCCGUGACCACAGGUUAUCUCGAUCUUGUUUGUGAUUUGAUUGCAGAUCAGCUCAUAAAAAUGCCUGGUGGUUCACGACGACAGGUCGCCAUCCUUACCUUUGAUUCUGGUGUGCAGUUUUACGUUCUUUCAGGAAAGAAAAUGCGAAUGGUUAUUUGUCAGGAUCUCUCCGAGGUCUUUUUACCUGAUCUGAAUGGUAUGGUAAAUAGAAUCAACGACUGUGCAGAGCCGAUCAUCGAUCUCCUUCGUCAGCUCCCAAGCGAGUUUGCCAACACCCAGGAAACUUCGAACUGUCUCGGUUUUGUUCUUCAAAUAGCAUUAAAACUUAUUGGUGGCAGUGGUGGUCGUGUAACAGUAUUCAACGUUAGUAUCCCCUCUGUGGGACCAGGUGCGUUGGAAUGCCGGGAAACACUUGAAGAUCUCACCAAACCUGAAGCGGAACAUCUUCGCCCGGCAUCCGAUUUCUAUCGAACUAUAGCUCUAGAUUUUGUGGCAGCUCAGAUUUCGGUUGAUUUGUUUAUGUUAAACUCCAACUACUGCGAUAUCGCGACUAUCUCAGGCGUAGCGCGCUUUUCUGGAGGAGGAGUGUACCACUAUCCCAACUUCCACUAUGACUCUGACGAAACUAGACAGCCGAUUGGGAAGGGUAAUACGGAUGCUUGGCAAAAGCAGAGAAAGGUGGCUUCACACGAGUCGUGUGACUAUGUGGAGGUCGAGAGUCUCCACAGGGAUCUUCUGCGUUAUCUAACGAGGAAGAUUGGGUUUGAGGCUGUUCUCCGCCUACGCUGCACACGAGGUCUUGCUGUUCAGAACUUCUAUGGGAACUUUUUCAUGCGAUCGGUUGACCUCUUAACCUUGCCGAUCGUCAAUCCAGAUGCAGGCUACGCCAUGCAGUUGGAAAUAAAUGAAAGGCUGGAUAGUUUCUCAACAGUUAUUUUUCAGGCAGCGUUGUUGUAUACCUCGGCUUUUGGAGAUCGUCGAAUUCGUGUGCACACAUUAUGUCUCCCAGUGACUGAUUCACCGGAAGCUAUCUUCAACCACGCAGAUGAGGGCGCCGUGGCCUGUUUGGUAGCUAAGAUGGCGGCAGCGCGUACCAUCUCCUCGGGCUUGAGUAACGCUCGUGAGGCUCUCACUACGGUGAUGGGAGACAUUCUUUCUGCUUACCAAAACGAGCGCACUCCAGGCAUGUCGGGCUCCUCCCCUUCCGAUAUCUGUCCCAUUUCUCUCCGCCUCCUCCCCUCUUACCUGUGUGGCGCGUUGCGCUUCGCGGCCUUCAGGAAUCACAUUUCCACCUCACUGGAUGUUCGCUCUGGGGCGCUAGAGUUGCUCAUUGGUGCUUCCACGCACCGCAUGCUCCCCCUCAUAUAUCCACGCUUGUACGCCGUCAACUCAUUCAUAACCGAGUCUGCCUGUGGCAAGAGCACCCUUGCGCAAAAGGUUGCUUCUCUCUCUCUAAAAGACGAGCCCUGUGUCCCUCUGCCGUGCCUACCUUUGACUGGAAAGUCAAUCACGCGCGACGGUAUCUUCCUUCUUGAUACAGGUAGUUUGAUUCUUCUGCUUGUGGGCUAUGGCAUUCCAGCAGCGGACCUGCAGUCCCUAAUCGGCUACUCCACCAUCGAUGAGUUGACGGUUGAAAAGUCGUUAACAAAAUUGGCUGAUUUACCGGACGGAGAGAAACCACCACCACCCAGAAGGCGUCUCCAGGCCCUUAUUAAAUUCAUCCAGCGCGACCGAUCACUUGGAACUGCACUUAUUUUAAUUAGGCAUGAUGUGCCGGAGCCUCUAAAGAGUCGUUUCAUUAAUGCACUUGUUGAAGAUAGAACAACAACGGCUCCGUCGUACUCGGAGUACGUGCAAAUGAUUCUCAGUGGGCGGUCUUAG
This is a messenger RNA of Hydatigera taeniaeformis, 3579 nucleotides long. Lineage: Eukaryota; Metazoa; Platyhelminthes; Cestoda; Cyclophyllidea; Taeniidae. The record is from the annotation of a GenBank genome assembly.